AUGGUUGAGUUCACAGUGUUCAAGGGCAGCAAGGCCGGCAUCGUCAAGGCCACCUCCCAACGCGAGGUUGGCCCGCACGACGUUCUAGUCAAAAUUACGCACAGUGGCCUUUGUGGCACGGAUCUGCAUCAUAAGGAAUUGGACAUGGGUCUCGGCCACGAGGGCACGGGCAUCGUGGAGGAUGUCGGCAAGGACGUGACGAUAUUCAAGAAAGGUGACCGGGCUGGCUGGGGCUACAUCCACAACAGCUGUGGGCACUGCAAGGAGUGCCUUCGGGGCGCCGAGACCUUCUGCUCGGAGCGGCAGUAUUACGGAGCGGCCAACUUGGAUCAGGGAUCCCUGGGCUCGCACGCCGUGUGGAAUGAGAACUUCUUGUUCAAGAUCCCCGAAGAGAUCGCCUUGGAAGACGCUGCUCCCUUGAUGUGCGGUGGUGCGACGGUCUUUAACGCCCUUCAAUUCCACGGGGUCAAGAGCACCGACCGUGUCGGAGUCAUCGGCGUAGGUGGUCUGGGACAUCUAGCCAUCCAAUUUGCUGCCGCCAUGGGCUGCGAGGUUGCCGUCUUCUCCGGCACCGAAAGCAAGAAGGAGGAAGCCCUGAAACUCGGGGCCAAAGAGUUCUACGCGACCAAAGGACUCAAGCAGUUGAAGGUGUCCAAACCUAUCGACCACCUGCUCGUCACGACCGCCUCCCAACCGGACUGGAACAUGUACCUCCCCAUCAUGGCACCUUCGGGCACCAUCUAUCCUCUCACAGUCAGCUUCGAGGACCUGAAGAUGCCGUACAUGGACAUCAUCAUGGGCGGUCUGAAGAUCCAGGGCAGUCUCGUGGCCGCCCGGAGAAUCCAUCGCGAAAUGCUCGACUUUGCGGCCAGCCAUGGCGUGAAGCCGAUCAUUCAGACCUUCCCCCUGACCGAGAGCGGCGUCGACGAAGCGUUCCGGACCCUUGAAGAGGGCAAGAUGCGGUACAGAGGCGUGCUUGUCGCUUAG
Molecule: messenger RNA, 987 nt
Organism: Fonsecaea erecta
Lineage: Eukaryota; Fungi; Ascomycota; Eurotiomycetes; Chaetothyriales; Herpotrichiellaceae
Exons: 1
Coding region: 1-987 (328 amino acids)
Biological process (GO): alcohol metabolic process
Molecular function (GO): zinc ion binding; alcohol dehydrogenase (NADP+) activity
Source: RefSeq, a predicted model, not a curated record